ACGAAAAAGAACACACAUCCUGUAUAUUCAUCGACAAGCUCUGCUCGUGGACAUGGCUACGUAGUUGCCAAUGUGCACCACUCCAUGGACAUAGCGCUGGUUUACAGGACACCGGGAUAUUUGUCGUGGAGGAAAUUGCAACUAAGUCGGGCGAAACUCAAAGCGUCCAGUAAAACGUCAGCUUUACUCUCCGGCUUUGCUAUGGUUGCCAUGGUGGAGGUGCAACUGAAUUCCGACACAAAAGUUCCCAAGGAAAUGCUGAUUGCCUUCGCAAUAUGUACAACCUUACUGGUGGCUGUACAUAUGCUGGCGUUAAUGAUAUCUACCUGCAUACUACCGAACAUCGAGGCCAUCUGUAAUCUACACAGUAUAAGUCUCGUGCAUGAAUCACCGCACGAGCGUCUGCACUGGUACAUAGAGAUCGCAUGGGCUUUCUCCACGCUACUGGGAUUGCUGUUGUUCCUGUUCGAAAUCGCCAUACUCUGCUGGGUAAAGUUUUACGAUUUUUCUAAGGAGGCUGCUUGGUCGGCCUGCGUAGUACUAAUACCUGUACUGAUAAUUUUUAUUGCGUUUGCGAUACACUUUUAUCGGAGUUUGGUUGCGCAUAAGUAUGAAGUGACGGUGUCUGGCAUACGAGAACUCGAGUUACUCAGGGAACAAAUUGAAUCUACGGAUGUAGAGGGUAGGAAUGGAGUGAAUCUCAUGCAGACUGGAGUGACACAUGUUGUUUGAAAAUUUGUCUCUACAAUCUUUCUCUUGCCGUCUGAAUAUAAUCUGAAUUUAUUAUAUUACAUUAUUUAUUUUUUUAUUGUAAUUAUAAAUGAUUUUAUAAUUAUACUGACAUUGAUAUUUAUAAUUAUACUAAUGAUUUAUUAGAAAGCGCGAUAUAUAAAAUGAUUUUCUUUUGUUUGAUUUCUUUAGCAUAGUAAAAGUAAUUUUAGAUAAUAUUAUGGGAAUUACAACAAAUUAUAGAGUUCAUAAAAUUGUUUAACUAACAAGAGGUGCCUAUAUCCUGGGGGAUCACUGAUUUUUACGAAAAUGUAGUAUGGAGCAGAAAUGUAGUAUGGAGCAACAAAUCCUAAACGAAGAAGAUGCGCCGCGGACUACUAACGCGACGCCUUGUCCGCUGCGCCUCGCCGCCGCUUCGAAAAAUCUUUUUUUUGCAACGGUACUUAAGCAGCGUACUAAACUUCAAACCGCGACUCCUCGAAAACACUUGAAAAGUGCAUCGUCUCCGUUUAGCAUAUGUUGCUCCUAUAUCCAUACUACAAGUCUCGUAAAGUUUCGUAAAAAUCGGUGACCUCCAGGGUGUAGGCACUCCUUGUAAGUAUUAGAGACGAUACAAGCCAAUAUGCCGAGUGUGCAAAUAUUAUAUGAUACGGAAAAAUAUUAUUUUUCGGACAGCUUGCAACGUAAUUGGAAUGUUAAAAACAGGACACAUUUAUUAGUGUGCAAGACACUUUAUGUGCACGGAUUAACUCAAAUUGAUCUAGUGUGACAACUAAGUUCGAAAAAAUAAAAUUGACAACGAAAGGCUUAUAUUGCGACACCAACUAAUGUUGAGGACUGCACCUUGCUCUUCUUCCGGGGAGGCUCAGGCCCACCUAGUACAUGCAAAAGCCGCUCUUUGGGACGACUGGAUAAUACUUAACAUCCCCAUGUUCAAACACUUCAAUGGUGUCAAUAAUGGAAGACAACGCUUUAAGCGUUGCGAAGUGCGACAUAAUCAUUGUGUCAAAAUUAAAGGAAGGUGACACAAAUUCCUGAGCCUCUAUUUUCUCAACAGCUAGCUGAUCCUUGCGUUCGUAACUAGCUUUGAUCAUCUGGAGAUGGAACUGAGCGAGUGUUAAAUGAUACAAAUUAGUACAAAAAAUUUAUUACUUAUAUUUAAAAUGUGUAAUACAGUUUACGGAUUUUAAUAUAGUUAAUAAUUCGCGCCAGUUGUCCACAAAAGAAAAUUAGAUCUGUAUUAAAAGUAAA
Pseudomyrmex gracilis is the source of this 1980-nucleotide messenger RNA. RefSeq names its product calcium release-activated calcium channel protein 1 (gene Orai). The record is from RefSeq and is a predicted model, not a curated record. Gene Ontology annotation, molecular function: store-operated calcium channel activity. Gene Ontology annotation, cellular component: membrane. NCBI's taxonomy places the organism in Eukaryota, Metazoa, Arthropoda, Insecta, Hymenoptera, Formicidae. The transcript has 3 exons. The coding region runs from base 85 to 732 and encodes 215 amino acids. Gene Ontology annotation, biological process: store-operated calcium entry.